UCAAAAUGUCAGAGACAAGCGGCCGUGCGCAAUCAUUUCUUCCCUACGUUCCCGAGAUGGUGGACAUGAUCUUAAGAUACCUUCCUGCCAAGGAGCUAAGAACAACAGCAAGAGUGAGCAGAAUGUGGAGGAACAUUUCCACGCGGAUUUUGCAAUCGCGAACAACUUGGACCGUGCAUCAUUUGGCGGACAAAUUGAUUACAGGAACUGAAAUCGACGAUGUUUGUGAAAAUAUGUUCACGGAACCACGAAUGGUGAUUCAGUUGAGCCAUAGGGAAAUCUGGUUCACGCGAAGGGAGCCACGAAGGCGAAGGAACGAGGAAAGACAGCUCGUGCGUUCUGUUUUUAAUUUAUUUUCCAAGCUUCCACCAGGAUGCGUCAGCAUAGGUUGUACCACUGAACGAAUUGUAUUCCAACAACCCACUGACGAGUUCACUCCCAACCUCAUCCAUCAUAUUAAGACAGGACACGCAUUUAUAUGUGCGCCUCAUAUGCCUGGUGUUUGCUAUCACCAUGCCUACCUCAGGACACCCAGGCCACCUCCAGCUAGUGACUGGUGCGACAUGUUUGAUUUGCCAACGCACACUCCAGUCAAGUUAGUCGUGCUGAUCGCGCUCUCGGCCAGUAGAGAUUUCAUACCGUUCCUAGCCUUAGGUAUCCGUGAAACAUAUGGGGACCACGUGGUUGUUUUCGGAGGUGUUGGGCAUGACCGUUUGUUUAUAGAUGGUCUAGUUAAGAGGGCAAGAGUUGUGGCAAUAUUCAUUUCAGGCCAACGAUUCCGCGCACACGCUGGGUUAUUAAACAACGGUAAUGACGCUGACUUUUAUUCGCCGGCUCAUCAGCUGACAGAAGAAGCAAGAGGCGAAGGUUUUACGCCCAAAUUUGCACUGUUGUUCACAUCACGGUUUGUUCACAAAGGACAAGCUUUCUAUUCCAGCUCACAAACAGCAUUCAGAGAAGGUUUCAGUACUAUUCCUAUGCUGGGUUUCUAUUCUUAUGGCGAGUAUUGUUUAACUGAAAGGGACACUGAAGUCACGAAAAUCAACGACUUCAAGAGACAAAUGAGAUACAACUCAGCUAUUUAUUGUGUGUGCUCGUACAAAAACGAGUCACGAUAGAAUUUUUAUCGAG
This is a messenger RNA of Stylophora pistillata, 1131 nucleotides long. Its product is annotated as F-box only protein 22-like. Lineage: Eukaryota; Metazoa; Cnidaria; Anthozoa; Scleractinia; Pocilloporidae. Gene Ontology annotation, molecular function: protein binding. The record is from RefSeq and is a predicted model, not a curated record. Gene Ontology annotation, biological process: positive regulation of proteasomal ubiquitin-dependent protein catabolic process; protein polyubiquitination.